GCGCGCAUGCGCCCUCAAGUGAAUGAAGACAAUAGUCGCGGAUAGCGCAGCUCUUGCUGCUGCGUUGCUGCUACAAUGUGCGUCUGCGCAGUUUUGAUAAGCGGGCGCGAGCCAUAGAAUCUCUAUGGUAUCCGCCCCCUCCUUGGUGGUAGUGAUUCCGAGGGGCGGGGAAGAGGUUUUGUUCUCUUGUCUUCCGCUCAACCCCCCCCCCCCCCCGCCCGGCGCGAAACAUGGACGACCUGCCAGUGAAGACGGAGCACGUGACGGUCGGCGGCGCGUGGCUCUUGGUGCUGAGCUCCGUGUUCCUGUGUAACCUCCUCAAAAUCCUCCUGCCCUCCUGCUCCUCUGUUAUAUCGAGAUUGCUACAAAAGGAUGCUGAGCAAGAAUUUCAGAUGAGAUCUGAAAUUCAGAACAUGAAGCAAGAACUUUCUACUAUCAGUAUGAUGGAUGAAUUUGCCAGAUAUGCUCGACUAGAAAGGAAGAUUAACAAAAUGACUGACAAGCUUAAGACUCAUGUGAAAACACGAACUGCACAACUUGCCAAAAUAAAAUGGGUAAUAAAUAUUGUGUUCUACAUUUUGCAAGCUGCCUUAAUGAUCUCCCUAAUUUGGAAAUAUUACUCCGAACCAGUAACUGUACUCCCAGACAAAUGGUUAGCUCCCUUAGAACGUUUAGUGGCUUUUCCAACAGGAGUGGCAGGUGGUGUUGGCAUUACAUGUUGGUUGGUGGUAUGCAACAAAGUUGUGGCCAUUAUGCUUCAUCCCUUCAGCUGAGAGAGAAUCCAGAUUUCGCUGUUCUAUCUAUUAUCAUCAUGUUUUCAAAUGUGUUCUCUUUGUUAAUGAAAGGCAGUGUACAUGUCUUGCAACAUCUGGAACAAUAAACAUCUAUGAAAGGGAACAGGUUUUAGGAGCAAAUAAUAAAGCAUUCAUAGUUUAUUUUUUGUAAGAUGCGAUUAAUAUUUAUUAAAUUUGUUUUUAAUAUUUAUGUAAUGUAUUUGUGCUGUCCUACAUAUAUUCCUCAAGAUCUGAUUGUUGGUUUUGUACAGUUUUAAUAUAUUCAGAUUUUGUUGAAAUCAAUAGUGGUUUAAUUGUGUAGUUUUCUUAAAACAGUUCUUUUUUGCAAUGAGUAUUAAAAGAGGAGACAUUGAACAUGAGGCUUGUACAGUGUCCUUGAGACAUAUUACAUAUUUUAGAAAAAAAGAUGAAAGAUUUUUUUUCUCGUUCGAGACAAAAUAAGCAGUUCAUAAAACUGAAUGUUUAAAGUUUCAUUUAAUGUAGGUGUUUUCUUUGUUUGAAUAUUGGGAGUUUGGUUUUGAUUUUAGAUCACUUUGGUGUUUGGUAAGCUGAGAACUAGCAUCAAAACCAUGUACAUUUGGCCUUCUACAGUUGUAGAUGGAGAACCCUCUAAUGUGGAAAAAUGGUAAAUAUCUCCAGGGGCAGGCAAGGCUUCUUUGUAUAGACAGCAGGUGUGGGGAUUUCUGUGUUUUCUCCAAAGCCAUAUGGAGCAGAGAGUGGCAAUUUAAAAGCACCUGUCUGACUAUACCAAAGCUAUAUAUACAUGCAAGUGAAAGAGCACAGUGGAGGAAGGAAUGGCAAGGAGGGCAGGAGUGUUCUUUUUUGUGGCUCCACCUCGUUUCUACUACCUGUGUAAAUGUAGGGGAAAAGUAUCUGUCCCUCACAGCCCUCUCAUACCUUGUGUUAUUUCAGUAAUUUGGAACAGUCACUUUGCAGCUAUUUACAGCCACAGUGGCGCAAUGAGUUAAACCCUUGUGCCAGCUGAACUGCUGACUUGAAGGUUGGUGGUUUGAAUGUGUGAGAUGGGGUGAGCUCCUGCCUGUCAGCCCUAACUUCCCACUUGGGGACAUGAGAGAAGUUUCCCCGCAGGAUGGUAACAAUCUGGGUGUUCCCUGGGCAACUUCUUUAAAGACGGCUGAUUCUCUCACACCAGAAGCAGCUUGCCUCAAUUUGCUUCUGACACAAUAAAAACAUAAAAAUAAACCUAUUUGUAAUUGGUCACAUCCAGAAACGCUUAAAAUCAACAAGGUUUGGACAAAAACACACCAUGUUGUAAGGGACCCUGGGUGAGCACUACCUGAAUGUGUUUCACAGGUUUUAACAAGGAAUUAUCUUGUGCACUGAUCCUUCCAUAGUGCUCCCCUCCUGCACCCACAGUGGACACUUAUUUUUAUGCCCGUAUUUCAUGCUAGGCUAUCCCCACCUGCCCCUCUCCCCCUUGCUGGGUUUGGCAAGGGGAGAAAGGGCAGGUGGGGAUAGCCCAGCAAAGACUGCUGCAGGGUCCUGGGUGCUGUUCCUUCCAGUUUCCAAGCCCGAACCAUCUGCUUCUUCACCACCUUUGUACCGGCCUCCUUUUGUGCUCCUUCCUGGCCCUUGCAUCCUUGCCAUACCCAGGGAAGCAAAGCAAUCCCAGUCUUUUUCCUCUCCUCCUCUAGCCAGCCACCUCUUCCUGGCUCCUCCCUUCAGAGAGAGAUGAGAGAGGAGGGCUUCCUUUGAUUGCUCCUUCUUCCUGCCUAACCAGGAACUUGUUUUGUCUCUGCUGUUUUCUCCUAUUCUUUAGCCUGCCAUUGCCUUUUCUCUUAAAGCCACUAAGAUGCUACCUCUCUGGCCACUGGCCACGCCUCAGCACUUCUGAGAAACCUACAGAAGGGGGACUUCAAUGCCAGGAAAGAAGUGAACAAUUUCCAACAAUUUAGAGACUGAUGGGAGGUGUAUGGUGACUGAAAUCACUACUGCCUCACCCUCAACCUGUGAAUAACACAGCCCCCCAUGUUAUGAACCUGAUGUUCUUUUUGAUCGAGAGCAAGAUAUCGUAAGGGAAUUCUAUCCUAUCUCGCUCUGGAUCAAAAAGAACAUCAGGUUCAUUACACACACACACACACAAAAUCUUGGUGUCUUGGUUUUUAGGCCUAUUCCUGGUGUUUUACGGGAUUUUUUAUGGGCGAGCAGGUAAAGAGUGAUAUAAGGCAUAUGUUUGUAUCUUAAAAACUAGAGCUGAUAAGGGGAAACGUGUCAUUUUUGAAAUCAUCAGAUCAGAUAUGCCCAGAAACAGGUAUAAUGUUUGAGGCACCAAAAUUUGUGUUGGCCAGUGUAAUCAAAUUAGUGAGUGCCAACCUCACAAAUGUGGAAGCCCACCAGUAUGCCCCUUGUUUCAUCUUCUACACUUAAAUAUCGGUAUCAUUAAAACUAAUUUCUUGUUAAAUUUGACUAGAAUCUAAACGGAGAUGCAAAGGGCUUUAGAUUUUAUUUAUUACAUUUUGAAAUCACUGUUUACAUGACUGCAACAUUAGACAGAAAAUGGCGUGUAACGACAGUAUUUUAGAAGUGUUGACAUUUUAAAGUACACAAAACUUCCAACUUGUUUUUUUAUGGAGAAUCUUGUCUGAUGAAAUACAGUAAGUGUAAAUUCUCUUUUCAAGCCACUGUAUAUUGUAGCAUCUGGGGAACAGUGCUUUCUGCAUGCUUCAUGGAACUAGAUAGCUAAUACUUGUCUCCACAAUGGUUGUGGAAAUGUGUUUUGUUGACUUUUUGUGACUCUUAGAAACUCUGUUAAUCCAAGGUAUUGGAACAUUUUGGCAGGGUAAGGUUUGUCCCCCAAAAGUAGUUUAAAGGAUAUUGGUGAUUACAUCGUACAAGUACCUCCAUUCAUAUAUAUAUCUAUGCUAAAAUUCCUAAACAAAAGUGUUGUGUGUAUCAAUCUGUUCAUAUUUGUAUCAUCCAUUUCUACCUAUGAUAACUGAAUAGCUUUCUUAUUCCCAUAUAGGGGAUAGGAAAACUGUCAACCCAAGCCUUCCCUGCUUCUUGGUGUCUUCCCUGUGCUUUCAUCAGCUAUGCUGGAUCUAUUUGUUAGAGAAGAUGUUCCUGCACCACUGAGAGCUGAUUUGCUGUUUGACAGAAUACAGCAACUUCUUGAUUCUAAGUAAAAGAAUGGCAGGAGGAUAAAUUCCUUAUUUGUAGAAACAAUUCUGAAGUCUGUUCUGUUCUGUUACACUAACUUGUAAUCUGCAUUGUUCUGUGGUAGUACAAUAGUAAAAAAAAAUUUUAAUUAGAAGAAAAGGUUUAAAUGUAUUAGUCAAUGCUAUUUUCACCAAAAUGUGGGGUGCAUUUGGAAACAGCAAACAAACAUGUAUAUAUCGCUUUAAUAAUCAUAGGCACUGUUAUAACACAUUUCUUUGCAUAUGGGUUCACAUAGUGAGAUGAAAUUGACAGUGUAAUUUAGUUUAUGAAAGUGAGAAUACUAUUUUUAGCAGUACUCUUGUAUGCAGUUUCUGCUAUAAUUUACAGCCAUUUGAUCAGUCUUAAAAUAUGUCCAUACUAGUUUACAUAAAUCCUACACAGAUUUGUUGUUAGCAGAAUAUUGUAAAUCCCAGUUCAUCCAAUCUUCAUGCCUCACUACCCUGACUUUAGCUAUGCAUGUAUUUUAACUGCUUCACCGGUAUUUAUUUAGAGACGUCCUAGAAUGGAAUCAGCAAAAGUUAUGUACUGGAAAAUAGGCAGGCAUUUACUACUUUUUCCACAAAGAUUUGCACCAAUCCCUAUUCAGUACAAUUCUUUCAAAGCAUUGUAACCAGCUUAUUUUUAUGCUUUCUCUGGUAGUACAACUGUCAUUGAUCUUUAUUUUAGAUUCUUUAACAUACUGUGUGGCAUAGUAAAACAUGUUUCAUUUUGAAAUACUGUAUUAAAUAAUAUCGUGUAUA
This is a messenger RNA of Anolis carolinensis (green anole), 4711 nucleotides long. It is a transcript of the gene get1, whose product is annotated as guided entry of tail-anchored proteins factor 1. The record is from RefSeq and is a predicted model, not a curated record. The transcript is spliced from 5 exons. The coding region runs from base 231 to 773 and encodes 180 amino acids. Gene Ontology annotation, molecular function: protein-membrane adaptor activity. Lineage: Eukaryota; Metazoa; Chordata; Lepidosauria; Squamata; Anolidae. Gene Ontology annotation, biological process: tail-anchored membrane protein insertion into ER membrane. Gene Ontology annotation, cellular component: GET complex.